AUGAUUGCCAAAGACAAAGUCACUUUAGAUGCAUGUGUGAAGAGUAUGCAAGAUUCUUUGUCUGAAGGUGGAAACUUAUGCAAAUCAUGCUUAUCUCAGUCCAACUUCACUGCAGACAUUGAGAAGAAGUCUAAGGCACAUGAGGAUGAGCUAGAAUGCAUAUCUCAUUCAGUUUAUCCUCUGUCAGUAUCAUUGGGCAGUCAUGAAAAUCAAGUAAUUUCAUUAGUUGAUAAAAUGAUAAGUCUGAGCCAUAAUCGGGAGAGAAUAAUUGGAAGAGUUGGAGAAAUUAGGAGUCUCAUUACUCCUAAGUUGGACAUUAUGUUGAAUGCUCUUAAGGAUACUCGAGAUGCUCUGGCCAGCGAUCUAUCUGGAGAUAUUACUGCACCAGAAAUGCAGCUACCUGAAAUCAUUGAUUUACAAGUUACUUCAGUUGAGAAACCGGUAACUCAACCAGGAGUGGAUAUUCCACCAGUCAAGGAACCACCAAUGAAACCCCAACUGCCACCAGUUUCACAGGAUAUUCAAAAGGAAUCCAAUGAAAAAGAUGAUACACAAAUUUCUGAACAAGAAACGGAGAAAGAACAAGAGAAAGAAGAGAUUACUAAGGUCUCUGCUAUUAAAGAAGCUAAAGACUUGAAAACCUUCUCCAUGGAUGAACUAUUUGGCUUAUUUUCAGCUUAUGAGAUGAGAACUGUAAGUGUUGAACCUUCCAAGAAAGAAGUUACCUUCACCUCCGAGAAGAAAGGAAAAGAGGUUGCAAGUAGUGUAGAUGAUGAAGAAUCGGAUGCAGCUAAAGCCAGCUUUAUCCUUGAUGAUGAACAAAGCGGAGCUCAAUCAGAAAAUUUAAAUGAUAGUGAGGAAGAGGAUGUUGAUGUUGAGGUUGAUCUUGAAGGAGAGUUAAUACGUGCUCUUGAAGAACUAGACAGCAUAAGGAAAGAAUAUACAAAAUACAAGAAGUCGGCCAUAAAGGAACAAAAUCAGUUGAGCAAGAAACUUGAAGAGUCUAAAAUGAAUAUUAACACCUUAAAAACUCAGCUAGAAAAAUCCAAGAGGAAGAGUGAAGUAAUAAAAUUGGAAUUGGAAUCCAAAGAAAAGGAAAGUCAAAAACUAGAAGAAGAAAUUGUGAAUCUUAGGAAAGAGCUUGAGAAGUGCAAGGAUGAUCUCAAGUUGAGGCUAAAAUGUGAAAUCAACACAAAUACAUUAGAUGAUAUGCUAAAGAAGCAAAACCAUUCAAAGGAUUCAAUGGGUAUAGGAUAUGAGGUUGGACAAUGCUCUUCUAGAUUGGACUCAUCUAAAACGGGCAUACACUUUGUAUCUUCAAGCAUGGAUGGUAAUUGGAAAACCCUCACAGUUAGCAACGCUCCAAGAAAGAAAAUAGAUUUAAAUACUACAACUGAAAGUGUAUAUGGUGAAAAUGGAUAA
Cryptomeria japonica (Japanese cedar) is the source of this 1422-nucleotide messenger RNA. RefSeq lists its product as uncharacterized. The coding region runs from base 1 to 1422 and encodes 473 amino acids. NCBI's taxonomy places the organism in Eukaryota, Viridiplantae, Streptophyta, Pinopsida, Cupressales, Cupressaceae. The transcript is spliced from 4 exons. The record is from RefSeq and is a predicted model, not a curated record.